AUGAGGGGUGGAUCGAUGGUCUGUUGGAAAGAGACGACCUCUGGCGGCGCGGUCCGGAGCGCUCAGGCAGUGUGCGGGGACCGCCGCCGUGGCAUGGCCGCGUGUGUUCCCAUUCACGGAGCUCCAUUUGAACGUCAGUUCUACUACAAUCAAAAUCCUUUACGGUACGAGAGAGCUUUAAAAAAAUUUAGAUGCGCCACAGUGCAUAGCUUACAGUACGUG
Brenthis ino (lesser marbled fritillary) is the source of this 222-nucleotide messenger RNA. NCBI's taxonomy places the organism in Eukaryota, Metazoa, Arthropoda, Insecta, Lepidoptera, Nymphalidae. The record is from the annotation of a GenBank genome assembly.